CUUACUCCAAAAGAAAAAGAAAAAAAAAACAAACGCAAAAAUGGCUUCCGAAACCAACGAUUCUUCUUACUCCUUGAUCGGAGAUCCAAUGCCACCGUCCUCAGCCACUCCUCCUCCUCGUCGUGGAUGGUGGUCACGACCAAUAAUUACUAUUCCGAGAGAUCGUGAACCCACUCUCAUGGAAAUUAUAGCUUUGUUAACACCCAUGUACCUCGGCGCAAUCACCUUAAUAAUCGUGUACUUCAUCAACCAAGCUCCCUAUCAGGCCAAAUUCAACAUCCAAUCCAUUGCGGUCUCUCCCUCCACCGCCACGUGGCACGUUGAUUUUCUCGUCACAAACCCUAACUCCAGGUAUUCUAUCUACUAUGGAGGAGAUACUGCCGUGAGGCUCGGUUCCUUAAACGCUGCCGUUUUAAAUACUUCUCACAAAAGUAAUUGUCCAAAUCAAACGGUAUUCUCAGUUGAUUUUGUUGUGGAGGAUAAUCCAAACGAUGUCGUUUACGAACAACUAGAUAUCAAAUUAAGGGCUAAGCAUAAGACCGAUCUCGGAGAUAUUGCUGGACAUAUUGAUAUAAGAGCAUUGUCAUCUAAGUAACGUUCCUACAAUAAUUUUAAUUUAAUAAU
Arabidopsis arenosa is the source of this 624-nucleotide messenger RNA. The record is from the annotation of a GenBank genome assembly. NCBI's taxonomy places the organism in Eukaryota, Viridiplantae, Streptophyta, Magnoliopsida, Brassicales, Brassicaceae.